This is a messenger RNA of Artibeus jamaicensis (Jamaican fruit-eating bat), 3247 nucleotides long. It is a transcript of the gene DEF8, whose product is annotated as differentially expressed in FDCP 8 homolog. The record is from RefSeq and is a predicted model, not a curated record. The coding region runs from base 169 to 1524 and encodes 451 amino acids. The transcript has 12 exons. Lineage: Eukaryota; Metazoa; Chordata; Mammalia; Chiroptera; Phyllostomidae.
AGCGAGGGCAGGGCUGGACCGGAGCUGCAUAGGAACCCAGGACUGUGCUGGGAUGGUGUCUGCCAGGGGCUCAGGUCCUCCUCCUGCCCUGCCCGUCUCAUCUGCACAUGUGUUAGAUGUCAUCUGUCUUCCUGAGGGGACACCACCCAGAGGGCCUGGUGGGAUGCUAUGGAAUACGAUGAGAAGCUGGCCCGGUUCCGGCAGGCCCACCUCAAUCCCUUCAACAAGCAGCUCGGGCCGAGGCAGCAUGAGCAGCGGGCCACUGAGGAGGCCCCAGACAUUGCUUCUGAAGAGAGCCUGCCUGAGCCGCCCCCGGGGGAGCCGGAGUUCCGGUGUGCCGAGCGUGUGAUGGACCUUGGGCUGGCCGAGGACCACUUCUCCCGCCCCGUGGGCCUGUUCCUGGCCUCCGACGUCCAGCAGCUGCAGCAGGCCAUCGAGGAGUGCAAGCAGCUGAUCCUGGAGCUGCCCGAGCACUCCGAGCGGCAGAAGGACGCCGUCGUGAGGCUCAUCCACCUCCGGCUGAAGCUCCAGGAGCUGAAGGACCCCAAUGAAGACGAACCCAAUAUCCGAGUCCUCCUGGAGCACCGCUUCUACAAGGAGAAGAGCAAGAGUGUGAAGCAGACGUGUGACAAAUGCAACGCCAUCAUCUGGGGGCUCAUUCAGACCUGGUACACCUGUACAGGGUGUUACUACCGCUGUCACAGCAAGUGCUUGAACCUCAUCUCCAAGCCCUGCGUGCGCUCCAAGGUCAGCCACCAAGCGGAGUACGAGCUGAACAUCUGCCCGGAGGCGGGGCUGGACAGCCAGGAUUACCGCUGCGCCGAGUGCCGUGCGCCCAUCUCUCUGCGAGGCGUGCCCAGCGAGGCUCGGCAGUGUGACUACACGGGCCAGUACUACUGCAGCCACUGCCACUGGAACGACCUGGCCAUCAUCCCUGCGCGCGUGGUGCACAACUGGGACUUCGAGCCGCGCAAGGUGUCCCGCUGUAGCAUGCGCUACCUGGCGCUGAUGAUGUCACGGCCGGUGCUCAGGCUCCGGGAGAUCAACCCUCUGCUGUUCAGCUACGUGGAGGAGCUGGUGGAGAUUCGGAAGCUGCGCCAGGACAUCCUGCUCAUGAAGCCAUACUUCAUCACCUGCAAGGAGGCCAUGGAAGCGCGCCUGCUCCUGCAGCUCCAGGACCGGCAGCACUUCGUGGAGAACGAUGAGAUGUACUCGGUUCAGGACCUGCUGGAUGCCCACACCGGCCGCCUGGGCUGCUCGCUCACUGAGACCCACACGCUCUUCGCCAAGCACAUCAAGCUGGACUGCGAGCGGUGCCAAGCCAAGGGCUUCGUGUGUGAGCUCUGCAGAGAGGGCGACGUGCUGUUCCCCUUCGACAGCCACACGUCCGUGUGCCGGGACUGCUCCGCCGUCUUCCACAGGGACUGCUACUACGACAACUCCACCACCUGCCCCAAGUGUGCCCGGCUCACCCUGCGGAAGCAGUCUCUCUUCCAGGAGCCCGGUCCAGAUGUGGACGCCUAGAGCCAUUGGGCACCCUCCUGGGCCUGUCUGGAGCCCACCUUCCUGGUCAUGGCCAAUGCCAAGGUGUUUCCUGUGCUCUGGAGACCCCUGGGGUGCAGCCCCUGGACCUCUCCCCAUGCUGGGCCUGAGGGGCGUAAGCGCCACAGGGACCAUCGUGCCUGGGAACUUGCUGGGACUUGGGGCUGUGCCUGGCUGUUUCCUGGGUGUGUUGCUGCAGGGCCCCCUGGGCAGGGGCGUGGGCAGCUUCUCUUCUUCCCUGUGGUGAAGAGGGCCCCAUGCCUUUGGAGCUUAAGCAGCAGGGUAGCAGCCACCUUGCCAACCCUGGUUGGCCUCAGGGGAUUGGCUGACAAGACUCUCGCCUGAGGAUGGCGGCUGCACGCCCCCAGCCCGGGCCUAAGGUUGAUGUGCAGGGGAUGGUUUGGGAUCUACCUGGAGGCUCUCAUCCCCCAUCCCCUUGUCCCUUUGCAAUCUUCUGGUUGUUCUUGGAUGGGGCCCCUCACAGCUGUCCCCCAAGGACCCGGGUCCUGUCUCCACGGUUCUCUCCAGUAGGUGAGAUUUCCUGGAGACUGGGAAUUGAGGGGCAGGGCCAGUCCAGGGCCUUUCUGCACCACACAGAGGGAAGGGGGCCAUGGGGCUCUCUUCUGGUGGACUGGCUACAGCUCCCGACUUAGCCUCGUCCAGCUCACCCUGCUGCUCUGAGCGGCUGGCUGGGAGUCCUGCCUCUAGGUGUGGAGAGGGGGAGACUCCAGGUUAAGCAAGAGGACUGGUUACACCAGGCUUGGUGGCAUGUCUGGGGACCAGAUUUGCCCCACUACAGGGCCUGUGGAGGAACCUGGACAGCCUGGAGACCACCAGCCAGGGGCCUUUUCUGGGGGGCCUGAGGUCAGGUGCUGGGAGUACUGGCUGCAGGGAGCUCCAGGCAGGAAGCCUAGAGCCCAUGAAGGAAGACAGGCGGGGGGUGCGUCGGCCCCAGCACCUGCUCUUCAGUGGGGGAGCUGCACCAACCCGACAUCUGCAGGGAGGCCCGUGUGUCAGAGACCCUGCCGCUGUCGGGAAGGCCUGAGGGAAGACGCUUCCCUGGCUGCACUGUGCUCAGCUGCUUCACACAGGUGGGGCGGGGGACACAGCCACCGGGGUGCCCCUCACCUCUGACUGGGAAGCCCACAGGAAGAGGUCUAGCCAGCAGAAGGGGCAGCUCAGCUUGCUGGCUGAUGCAAGGGGCCCUGAAGACAGUGUCGUGUAGUGGCUUUGGGUGACCCUCUUACUGUCUGCUCUGACCUGCCUCAGUGUGACGGUGAGGAGUGGAGUCAACGACAGGUGCACGGCCCACCGCUCCUCUAGGGUUGCAGAGGGUGUAAGGGCAGGUGCCUCUGACCUGCACGUUUUCAUGGCCACACAUUGUUGUCUUGGGGGCGUUAGCCAUCCCUGAGUUUCCCGUGUUACAGUCAGGGUCCAGAGAAAAUGUUAGCAUGCUGGCGUUUGUCCCACCGAGCUGGCCCCCCCCUUUUUUUAAAGUUCCCUCAAUUACCUCCUGCCUCAGCCCCUCUUCCCCACCUACACCUCUGGAUGACAAAGUCUCCAGACAGAAUCACAGGUGGUGUGAGUCCACGCAACAGAACAAAACCCACUGAGAAGCUGGUUUGCACCGCCCAGAGGAGCAGUGAAGGGCACCCAGCUGGGACGAGGUCGUAGCCACUGUCUCAUUAAAUCUGUGUAAUCCAGA